Epithele typhae is the source of this 2373-nucleotide messenger RNA. RefSeq lists its product as uncharacterized. NCBI's taxonomy places the organism in Eukaryota, Fungi, Basidiomycota, Agaricomycetes, Polyporales, Epitheliaceae. Gene Ontology annotation, biological process: regulation of DNA-templated transcription; cytoskeleton-dependent cytokinesis. The coding region runs from base 1 to 2373 and encodes 790 amino acids. The record is from RefSeq and is a predicted model, not a curated record. Gene Ontology annotation, cellular component: septin ring; cell division site; microtubule cytoskeleton. The transcript has 7 exons. Gene Ontology annotation, molecular function: zinc ion binding; molecular adaptor activity; GTP binding.
AUGCCCCCAGACGGCCCCGCAGCCUACACCCUCAUGGUCGCAGGUCGCCGCACAGGCAAGACCUCCUUCCUCCGCCUCCUCCUCGACUCCAGCAACGUCGCCUCCACCGUCUCCCGCGACCAGCUCGCCUCCGUCGCAAAGUUCGUUCAGGGCUCCUCCGCCCACACUCCGCAUGUCCGGUCCGUCUCACUCGACAUUGACCUGGCGCCCGACGACCUCGACGCCGAGCACCCCCUUGCCCUCACCCUCAUCGACACCCCCUCGCUCAACCCGGAGGACGACCCCGACUGUCAGAGGACGCUGCAGGAGAUCCUCCGCCAUGUGGAGAGACGGCUGGGCGAUGGCUUGGACUCCGACCGCCAAACCCUCGCCUCCGACCCACUUGUACAUUUAUGCAUCUACUUCCUCGACCCGGACUUCAUAGUACCACCACCCGUCCCGGCUCCCCCCAUCUCCAUUGUACCCCGUGCACGUACCAACAGUCUUUCUACUCAUGAGCACGACCCUGUCAUCCUAGAGCCCUCCGUGGCCAACCCCAUGCUAUCGCGGCCCAUACUCCCCCAGGCUGACAUUGCCGCCAUCCGCCGCCUCUCCGCGCGCGUAAACGUGCUGCCCGUAGUCGCCCGUGCCGACACUCUGACCUUGGACCGUCUCACCGCGGUGAAGAUGGCGGUCCGCAGAGAUCUCGCCGAAGCGGGCAUCGGGUUUGGUAUCUUCGACCUCGACAUCCCGCUCUACGCCCAACUAGAGUCCACCGUCGCGAGGGCCAAAUCCGAACACGGCUACAUGAAGCACAUGAACGGCUCUCCCUCCGGCUCCACGCCCGCCACGCCCACUCUCCGUCUGCCCUUCGCGCUCAUCUCGCCAGAUAUGUAUUCGCACAGCGACGGAGUCGCGCGAGCACCGUUGUCUCGUCAUGAACUCGCACAGCUCUACGUUCCUUCCAAGCACCUCGUCAACCAAAAUCAGGCACCACCCAAAAUCAUGCCCGGCAAGUUUCUCCGGGUAUACCGCUGGGGCUCGCUCGACGUCAUGGACGCGAGCCACUCCGAGUUCCUGCACCUCCGGGGCGCCGUGUUACACCACAUGGAGACCCUGCAAAAGUACACGCGCGAGUACCUGCUCGAGAAGUUCAGGGCUGAGGUGCAGCCUGUCUCGCCUCCGCAUGCCCGCCAACCGGUAGCGGUCGCGACCCGGCUGCCUCCCAUGCGGGCCACACGCCCCACGCUGGCGAUCGACACUGCGCCACCACACGCCAACGGUAACGGACACAUACCGCUUCAGCAUCAGCAGCAGCAACAACAGCAACAACAGCAGCCACAGCCACAGCAUCAACAGCGAUCUGCAAUGGUAGACGAGCCCAUGUCGGCGCACGUCUUGUCAGCCGCGGGUCUGCACGACCUCUCGCCGAAAACGUCGACCUCUUCCCGGUCCCAGCGUCAACGGACGAAGAAGAUUCCGGUUGCGUGCAACUUCUGCCGCUCCCGGAAGCUACGGUGCGACGGGGGCAGGCCUGCGUGCGGCCAGUGCUUCAAGCGGUCGAACCCGUGCGACUACACGGCGAGCAGCAAGCGACGGAGCACGGGCAAGCCGCGGAAGCAGUACGGGAGUGAAAGCGAGGGUGACAGCGUCGAGGACGAGCAGGGCAUGUUCGAUCAUCCCUCCCACUCCCCGUCCCUCGCUUCCUCCGCGCCGCACUCCCGAAGAAGCUCCAACGUGGGCAUGCUUCUCACGGACGCCCUUCCCCCGCUCAAUCCCGCGCCUGACCCACGCGACGCCCCUCCCGCCGUUCUCCCCCCGAUCAAUGGUUCGAUGGCCUACGGCCCAGCCGGUGCGCGCAGGCCAUCCUUGGGCACGGAGCUCCCACCCAUCGCCACCCUCGCACCCCCGCCUGGCCCCUCUGACGACGGCAUGUCGCUCGCCUCCCUCGACACCAGCGAGGGCUCAGGCCCCCGCCGCCGCACCUCCUCCGCCUCGUCCAGCAUGGUCUCUGGGCGCGGCAGCCGUGGGGGAGGCUCCAAGAUCGUCGCCUGCAACUUCUGUCGAGCCCGGAAGACUCGGUGCGAUGGUGCGCACCCCACGUGCGGCAGCUGCCAUCGUCGAAACGUGCAGUGCAACUACGUCAACGACGCGGCCGCCAAGGCGCGCUCUCGCUCCUCUGGCAGCGGCGGAACGCCUCCCGACAUCUCAGCGUCGAACUCGUCGCGCUCGUCUCCCGUCUCGGUCUCGAUCGGGACGCCCAGCCUGCCCGACGCCUCGAACUCGCUCAUGCGUAGACUUGGGGCCCUCGACCCCGACAUGCUCCCCAACCCGGCCAAGAAGAUGCGGUUGGAGAUGAGCGCGCCGUCGAUCGCCGUGCUCAAUGGAGCAUAG